AUGAACCCGGACUGUCCAUAUCUUGCUCACGAUUGCGAGCUCGUACGCUCUUUGCGUCAUCGCAAGCUUGACACCAUCUGGUCAGAAGCAAGCACAGCGAAGCUGCCACCCCGUGUGCUCGGCUUCAAGUAUGAUGACACAGAUCGUCCCGCCAUCGAUGGGUGGGCCUUGGCGGAUCAACUGGACGAAGUUGCAGUCAACUAUGGAUCUUUCUACGACGUCGACUGA
Saxophila tyrrhenica is the source of this 228-nucleotide messenger RNA. RefSeq lists its product as uncharacterized. The transcript is spliced from 2 exons. NCBI's taxonomy places the organism in Eukaryota, Fungi, Ascomycota, Dothideomycetes, Mycosphaerellales, Extremaceae. The record is from RefSeq and is a predicted model, not a curated record. The coding region runs from base 1 to 228 and encodes 75 amino acids.